Molecule: messenger RNA, 1658 nt
Organism: Cariama cristata (Red-legged seriema)
Lineage: Eukaryota; Metazoa; Chordata; Aves; Cariamiformes; Cariamidae
Product: unconventional myosin-If-like
Exons: 13
Biological process (GO): actin filament organization; vesicle transport along actin filament
Cellular component (GO): cytoplasm; microvillus; plasma membrane
Molecular function (GO): actin filament binding; microfilament motor activity; ATP binding
Source: RefSeq, a predicted model, not a curated record
UUUCCCAGCUCAUCCAAGGGGCAUCCCAAGAGCAGCGGCAGAACCUGGGCAUCAUGAGCCCGGAUUAUUACUACUACCUGAACCAGUCGGACACGUACCAGGUGGAGGGCACGGAUGACUGCAGUGACUUCCAUGAGACCAUGAACGCCAUGCAGGUCAUCGGCAUCCGGGGCGAGGACCAGCAGCUGGAGGCGCAGGCCCUCCACCUGGGAAACAUCAGCUUUCAGGAGGAAGGCAACUACGCUCGGGUGGAAAAUGCUGACUGCCGGCUGGGGGAAUCUCCUUCCCUGCCCCCCCAGCAAGGAGAGUGGCUGGAGCAGGGGGCUGUUAGCGGACCAAGAAGGGUCCCUGGAGCAGCACCCAGAGGCUCUGCUGGUUUGGGUCCCCCCAAUGCGAAAAACGGCUUUGAGCAAUUCUGCAUUAACUUCGUGAACGAGAAGCUGCAGCAGAUCAUAGAGCUGACCCUGAAGGCAGAGCAGGAGGAAUACGUGCAGGAGGGGAUCAAGUGGACCCAGAUCCAGUACUUCAACAACAAGGUGGUGUGCGACCUGAUAGAGAACAAGCUGAACCCCCCUGGGAUCAUGAGCGUCCUGGACGACGUCUGUGCCACCAUGCACGCCACCGGCGAGGGAGCGGACCAGACCCUGCUGCAGAAGCUGCAGGCGGCCGUGGGCACCCACGAGCACUUCAACAGCUGGAACUCGGGCUUCGUCAUCCACCACUACGCAGGCAAGGUUUCCUACGACGUGAACGGAUUCUGCGAGCGCAACCGGGACGUGCUCUUCACCGACUUGAUCGAGCUGAUGCAGAGCAGCGAAUAUGGUUUCAUCCGGAUGCUUUUCCCAGAAAAGCUCGAUUCUGACAAAAAGGGACGACCAACCACCGCGGGCUCCAAAAUCAAGAAACAGGCGAACGACCUGGUGAACACGCUAAUGAAGUGCACGCCACACUACAUCCGCUGCAUCAAACCCAACGAGACCAAGAAACCCCGGGACUGGGAGGAGAGCAGGUAACGGAGGUCCUCUGCCAUCUCUCAGGGAGCCCAGGGAAUGUGACCCAGGCACGGGGCUGUGGCCAGGACCAGCUUCUCUCCCAAAACUGCACCCCGCUACGCCAUCCUCACCCCCGAGACGUGGCCGUCCUGGCGUGGGGACGAGCGGCAAGGGGUGCAGCACUUGCUGCGCUCCGUCAACAUGGACCCAGACCAGUACCAGAUGGGUCGGAGCAAGGUGUUUGUCAAGAACCCCGAAUCGCUUUUCCUCCUCGAAGAGAUGCGGGAGCGGAAAUUUGACGGCUUCGCCCGGGUGAUCCAGAAGGCCUGGCGCCGGCACGUCGCCAUCCGGAAGUACGAGCAGAUGCGGGAGGAGGCCUCCAACAUCCUCUACAACUUCAAAGAGCGGAGGAGGAACAGCAUCAACAGGAAUUUUGUGGGUGAUUACCUGGGCAUGGAGGAGCGGCCGGAGCUGCGCCAGUUCCUGGCCAAGCGGGAGCGGAUAGACUUCGCCGACUCCAUCACUAAGUACGACCGGAGGUUCAAGCCCAUCAAGCGGGACUUCAUCCUCACCCCCAAGUACUUCUACCUGAUCGGGCGGGAGAAGGUGAAGAAAGGUCCUGAGAAGGGGCAGAUCAAGGAGGUUCUCAAGAAGAAGGUGGAGCUC